Molecule: messenger RNA, 1579 nt
Organism: Marchantia polymorpha subsp. ruderalis
Lineage: Eukaryota; Viridiplantae; Streptophyta; Marchantiopsida; Marchantiales; Marchantiaceae
Source: the annotation of a GenBank genome assembly
GACAUCCGUGGAAUUAUUCUUUAACUGAGCCUAAGGAUACAACGUGACAUCCUGGUAAAGAAGAUACCGAAUCUGUUUACAUUCUAGAUUUAUGGAUUCAUGCGUGCAAUUCAUGACCUGCUCUCUCCAGCUCCCUGUUUUUCAUCUCCGGAAGAGAUGGAAUAAUUUGGAAUGAGCUGGACCGUCUUUCUUUCUCUCCUACUCGAAGAAAAGGUCCAAUAUUAUGAGGUAUAUAAAGCUCCAAGGUCAUUCUCUGAAAUCAUCCUCUCCCUCCAGCGCUUCACCUAUCAUCAGAGUCCGCUUUGGAUAGGUGAAGCAGCGCUGCAGAGAAGCAUUGCUGCUGACACAGAGGUAGGAUAAAAACUAGAGGAAGGAAGCGCGGACAGGAAUCAUGGCCCAGCUCAGAACGGGAAUUAUGAUUGUGGCUUUUCUGAUUGUGCCCUUCUUGCAAACCUUCGAGGCCUUGGAUUUCCUUUUCUGGGAUGGACCAACGUGCACCGGCUUCGUGCAAUCCCUCUGCACCGCCAUCAGCAACGACACUUGCUGCGUCGCAGAUAAUGCCUACCAGUCAGUGCAGGUCCAGGAAGGGGAUCCAUGCAAAUCGGCCACCACCUUCAAAGACGGAGAUUGUGCUGCCAAUGUCACAGUUACCACAACCACUGGUAAUGUAUGCUUCGACAGCGGUGGACCCACUUACACCGCGGCUAGCUGGACGCCAUUGCCUUGCAUUAAUGGCACCCCCAUCGUAGUUCCCAUCAACACGAGCACAAACGGGACGACCGAUAAUGGGACAUUCAAUGGAAGUACGCCCACCGUUCGCCGGAGGGCUCUGUUGAGUACUCUUCGUGGGCAGGAGGCCAUUCCAGAACGUGAUUUAACCAGCCAAGCCCGACCGGAUCACAAUGUAAUCUACUACCGAGAAGGUCCAACGAUGGGGAUCUGGAGCCUUUCCAGCGAUGGUGCUAGUAAAGCGGAGCUUCUGGAGCAACUUUCGAGUGUGCCGGACGAGGACAAAGUGUCCUGGUUGUUCUCUCAUGGCGCUACGUACGAUGAUGCAAUGGAAGGAGAGUUGUUGGAGAUUGUAGAGGCCUAAUGCGUCGACUUCAUAGAAGUGUUGCUGAUUGAUUGCUUCGGCUCAAUUUGUAAUUGUAGAGGAGGGGUUAAUCAUCUGAUCAGGGGUUAUCCGGUCGAGGAUUCCAGUAGACAAUAAAAGUCGAGGUAGGGUGUUACAUCUACCUCAACAGCCGUGCAGGCCUGUACGGUAGCAAAGUUAGGUUACUGCACUUCACCUGGUAAUCAGGUCAAACGACACAUGAACUGAAAUGUAUUUCGCCUUGUAUUUUGCUAUGUACAUGAAUGGGCCUUAGAGUAUAGCAUGUGAAAAUAUAAUACUUCAAAUUGAAAGAAUGUAGCAAAAUAGAUUUUUGAAGAGAUUUCAAGAUGUCACCAAAUAAUAGUAUCAAUCAUCGACAAAAAUUAUAGAAAGUGUGCAUUUAUUUUUUUUGGGAAUCAAAGAAAUAAAUGGAGGGAUGUAUUUCUGCACAAUGAGCAGCUAUAUAUUUUGAGAAGAAGUUUUGGU